AUGGCAGCGACGGUAGCAGAACAAGUCGCCCUAAAAGAAGCGAAACCCGAUGAGUACGUUUCUCUCCACAGCCCAAGCAAGAUGGGCAACGCCGGUAUAAUGGCAUAUGGCGGCUGCACGAUGGGAACAGCUGUGAAUGGGGCAUGCCAGAGUGUUCAAGCCCAUUACUACUUAUAUUCCGCACUUGGCUACUACCUGGGCCCCUCAUCAACGGAUCGAAAGGUUUUCUGCACUGUGCAUCGCGUCCGCGAUACGAGAACGUUCGCCACAAGACGGGUCGAAAUUAGCCAGCGGCAGGACGAUGGCACGAAGCGACCCUGUUUCUUACUGCUGGCAGAUUUCCAGGUCAAGGAGCCUCCGAUGUUGCGCUUUUCCGCACCACCCUCAAGGCAGUAUCCCGAUGUUGACAACUGCCCCACCUGGGAUUCGGUUCGCGAAGCGCUGGUGUCUGAGCAUGGGUUGACAAAAAGACGUGUGGAUGCGCACAAAGCAGUCUUCGACCUCAUGGGCCGAUUUUGGGACCAGCGGCAAUGUCCUGAGGGUGUGUUCGCGCAGAAUCUGAUGGGGAUAGCUAAGGAAAUCAGGACAAUUCAGGACAAGCUUUCGAUUACGGAGAAGGUAUCCGCUGAUUGGGUCAGGAGCAAGCAUACUCUGGUCACGAAAGCAGAGCAGCUAUCUGCUCUGGCCUUUGUAAUGGACUGCGCGCUGUCUUUCGUACCGCUGGCCUAUAGCCAUCAGUUUCUAGAGGAUGCUGGCGCAUGCUCGAGCCUGGAUUUUGCGCUCAGAGUCUUCCUCUCAGAAAUUGAUCUAAAUAACUGGCAUCUAAGGGAGAUGAAGACUAUCACCGGGGACGAGGGGAGGACGUAUUCAGAGUCAAGGCUAUGGAAUCGAAAGGGAAGGAUGGUGGCUAGCAUGACGCAACAGAGUAUUUUACGGCUACCGAAGGGUGUGAAAGCUACAUUAUAA
Messenger RNA from Coniosporium apollinis CBS 100218, 966 nucleotides. RefSeq lists its product as uncharacterized. The record is from RefSeq and is a predicted model, not a curated record. The coding region runs from base 1 to 966 and encodes 321 amino acids. Gene Ontology annotation, cellular component: peroxisomal matrix. Gene Ontology annotation, biological process: acyl-CoA metabolic process; fatty acid catabolic process. Gene Ontology annotation, molecular function: fatty acyl-CoA hydrolase activity. The transcript has a single exon. Lineage: Eukaryota; Fungi; Ascomycota; Dothideomycetes.